This is a messenger RNA of Caenorhabditis sp. 36 PRJEB53466, 879 nucleotides long. The record is from the annotation of a GenBank genome assembly. Lineage: Eukaryota; Metazoa; Nematoda; Chromadorea; Rhabditida; Rhabditidae.
AUGCUUCCGAUUCCGAACUUUCCGUGGUUGGCCGCUGCUGCUGCCGCGAACGCUGCGUUCCCGUGGAGGCCACCGAUGGCCCCGAAUGGAUGGCAUCACAUUUUGGCAGCCAAUAUGAUGGAUAUCAAGAAGGAGGUCAGUCACUGAAAUUUCUUCGAUAAAACAAGUUUGGGAAAGUUUGAUAGUUCGAAGCAUUUAUGCUUAUCUGAACAAGAGUUGAACUUAGAAGUUCGAAUGAUUUGUCGUUUUCGUAGCCCCUCUCCCAUUUGCCACGUCACCACCUCCACCCAUCUGCCCCCACUUCCUCCAGCUUCUUUUAUUCGCCCUAAUCUGUCCAAUUCGCCGUCUCAAUCCCGUCCCGACCGCGCGUCCUUCUCUUCGUCACUCUUGGUCCCCUUCGGUUGAUAGCUCUGCCUCUCGUGACAGGGCUAUAACUCAUCCGAACCCGUCAAAUGUUAAUAAAACGGAAAACCCGAGCGGGAAAGCGGGAUGAGCGGGGAUCCUUGGCGCGAAUUAUUCGCGAGAUAAUGAUCAUAAAAUGAUGAGUCGGAGGGUGCGAUUACUGCCUCCGCAGGGGGUGCCUUCUGCCGUCCGAGCACAUGUCCGUCACCGGCAACCUGUCAUUUCGACACGAAAACCGCCGACGUAAUUAUAUGUACAACAAGAUCAAACAAGAGUUAUUAUGAGCGACAAGUUCGUCGCCAGAGCAGUAGCUACAGUAAUCCUUUGCAGAACCACGACGGCUCUUCUCCGCUCUCCGGAACUGCGCUCGACGCAUCGGCGGACGGAACCGACUGUGUCGUCUGCGGGGACAAGUCCAGUGGAAAACAUUAUGGACAGUUUAGUUGCGAAGGAUGCAAAAGCUUUUUUAAGAGGUAA